CUGUGCCCCCGCUGCUGCCCCCGCCCAGUACUCCAGCCCCUGCCGCCCCCACUGCCACCGUCCGACCUAUGCCUCAGGCUGCCCCAGACCCAAAGGCCAACUUCUCCGCCAAUAACAGCAACCCAGGGGUGCGGCCACCAUCCCUGAGGGCCACUGCUCGGCUGCCACAGAGGGGCUGCCCAGGGGAUGGGCAAGAGGCUGCUCGGCCAGCAGACAAGGUCCAGAUGCUGCAGGCCAUGGUGCAUGGGGUGACCACAGAGGAGUGCCAGGCGGCCCUGCAGAGCCACAGCUGGAGUGUUCAGAGGGCUGCCCAGUAUCUGAAGGUGGAGCAGCUCUUUGGGCUGGGUCUUCGGCCACGGAUGGAGUGCCACAAAGUACUAGAGAUGUUUGACUGGAACCUAGAGCAAGCCGGCUGUCACCUUCUGGGUUCCUGUGGCCCUGCUCACCACAAACGCUGAUGGUUGGCUGGAGAGCAAUGGUCUGCCCUAAAAGAACCUCUUGAACCUGUCUGUGGGACAGGGGUGGGGAGACACCCUGCCUCAGGCCUAGAGGACCCACAACUGCCUGCAGCUCCCAGUGGACAGUGAGAUCCAGGCAGCAGGAGGCUGGGAGCCUCACCUUGCCCGCCUCGCUCACCCACCCAGCUGUUCUGCACACCUCGGUUCAGCCCUCAGUGCCCCAACCAAGAGGUGGGAAGUUCCGAGCCUUGUGAAGGCAGGACGGGAAGCUGCCUGGCAGGCCCCGGGGGUGACCUGCCUCUGGCUCCUGAUCAAGACUGGGCUAGUGGCUAGACCGUGCCCCCAGGCUUUCCCCUGGGGGUUAGACUGAGAGGAAACCUGGCUUGACUUGGACAAGAAGCAUGUGUUGGCCACACAGAAGGUGGGCCAGCACCCAGCAGGCCCUCCUUGGGGCUAGGCCCCUUUCCAGGGAACCCCUGUAGGAAUGUGGAGUGUUGGACAGGAUGUGACCUGUGACUUCACUGUGAACUUGGGGGCUUGGAUGGUCUUAGGAUCUUGUACCUGUAAACAGCCUGAAGUGUCUCAGAAACAGAAAUGGCGCCAGGACCUUCUCUGGCAGGGACCAGGGCCCAAGGCCCGGGUGUGGAAGGAGACUGCAGCGGCACCAGUGCUUCCCUGUUGGACCCCUGUCCUUCCCUUGUUGCUAUUUGAUGUGUUCCCAUCAGCGUCUGUUGCCAGAGUUGCUGCCCCAGCUAUGGAUAUCUGCUUCUUCCAGAGAAAUAAAGUUUGUUUCUAUUUUAUGUUA
Messenger RNA from Grammomys surdaster, 1263 nucleotides. RefSeq names its product activated CDC42 kinase 1-like. Gene Ontology annotation, cellular component: extrinsic component of cytoplasmic side of plasma membrane. NCBI's taxonomy places the organism in Eukaryota, Metazoa, Chordata, Mammalia, Rodentia, Muridae. The transcript is spliced from 4 exons. Gene Ontology annotation, molecular function: protein serine/threonine/tyrosine kinase activity; protein binding. The coding region runs from base 69 to 458 and encodes 129 amino acids. The record is from RefSeq and is a predicted model, not a curated record. Gene Ontology annotation, biological process: regulation of keratinocyte differentiation; signal transduction; phosphorylation.